AUGGCCGCUCCAGCAGAAGUCACACUCAAAGACCUCACGGGUAACUGGGUCAUGGUACGACUUUCCCCAGCUCUUCUAUCUUCUAAUCACCAGUCUCCAAUCUCCCAUCAACACAGCCCCCUACCUCCCACUCAAGCUAAUACCCACCCCUCUCCCCAGAACAAAACCCUCUCGGACGACACCGACGCCGUCCUCGCCCUCCAAGGCAUCGGCUGGUGGACUCGCAAAGCCAUCUCCCUCGCGACCGUCACCCUCCACACCAAGCAAUACGUCGAAGAAAACAUAACGCACAUCGACAUCGAGCAGACCGCCACCGGCGGCGUGAAAGGGACCACUGAGCUGCGCGCGCUCAACUGGGUCGAGCACACGCACACAGACCACGUAUUUGGCACCGUGAAAGGCAAGGCGCGGUGGAGUUCGUUCCAGGAGAUUGACGAUGAGUUUUUGAAGGAGGGGUGGCUUGAGGGGGAGGAGGAGGCGGCGGGGCCGGAGGGCGAGAAGCACGUGGAGAGUUUUGCGGUAAAUGAGGAGAAGGGGUGGACGGCGAGGCAGAUUUGGGGGUUUGCGACUGUGGAUGGGAAGAGGUAUUAUACGAGGAGGGUUGUGGUUACGAAGGGGAGUGAGGUGUUGAAGGUUAGGUUGGUGUAUAAUUGGCAGGGGAAGAAGUAG
Messenger RNA from Cadophora gregata, 669 nucleotides. RefSeq lists its product as uncharacterized. The record is from RefSeq and is a predicted model, not a curated record. NCBI's taxonomy places the organism in Eukaryota, Fungi, Ascomycota, Leotiomycetes, Helotiales, Ploettnerulaceae. The transcript has a single exon. Bases 1 to 669 code for a protein of 222 amino acids.